This is a messenger RNA of Camellia sinensis, 791 nucleotides long. The record is from RefSeq and is a predicted model, not a curated record. Lineage: Eukaryota; Viridiplantae; Streptophyta; Magnoliopsida; Ericales; Theaceae.
GAUAUAGAGAUAGAGAUAGAGAUAGAGAGAGAAAAACUACCCUCCUUUUUGUACACCCUCUCUCUCCCCCUUCUUUCUUCUGCUCACACAACACCACAAAUAGAUACAAAUACAGAGAUAGAGAGAGAAAAACUACCCUUCUUUUUAUACACCCUCUCUCCCCUUUGUUUCUUCUUCUCACACAACACAACUCUCUCUCUCUCUCUACCUCCUCUUCUUGCUCUCUGUCUAUAUAUGGAAGGAAUUAUGGGAGGGAGUGAAAUGGGUAUGGGACCAGUUUUCACGAUGAGUGGUCGGAGCGAGAUGGGGUACCCGUACCCGUACCCGUACCCGAACUACACGGAGAUGGAGAAGAGGCAACUGUUCUUGAGGAGCUACCAGUUCUGCAGGAAAAAGAGUGUUGCAGAGAGGAUCAAGGGUUCUUUCUUCCGGGUCAAGAGGGUCGUUUGGUCCAGGCUCCGAUCCGCCAGAAAGAUCCGAAAGAUAGUCUGGUUCAGGCUCCGAUAUGGCUUCUUCUACUCCACGAGGAAGAGAAACUUUCUUCGCCUCCACAACCCAAACACCACCACUACUAAAUCUUGGUCUUCUUCUUGCUUCUCCUAGGACUCUACUCUCUUUUUAUUUGUUUAUUUAUUAUUAUUUAAAAUUUUAAAGUUGAUUUCAAGUUAUGUAGCACUACAAACUGCAGAGUAUGAUCCAAAUUCUUAGCUAACAUGUUUGAUACGGCUGUUAUACAUAUUAUAUAGUUAUAUCUCUAUAUAUGAUUUUAACUAUACAAAUUUAUUAGUCUC